UGAAGGAGGUGACUCACACAGUGUACUUUAAUGAGGCCGAAUGUGAAGUGAAGUGUUCAUGUGCCUUGUUUGAGAUGAGAGGGAUAUUGUGUAGACAUGUAUUAGGCAUUAUGAGAGUUAACAAAGUCCGUUCGGUUCCUGAAAAGUACAUACUAGAUCGAUGGAGGAAAGACAUAAAAAGGACAUACACUCUUAUACCUUCUUCUUAUGACUUAGUUGAUCAAAGGCCUGAAGUUAGCAGAUAUUCACGUAUCAUCAGGAAAUGUUACGAAGUAGCCACAAAUGCAUCGUCAUGUGAUGAGCACACUGAGGAUAUGCUAGCUAAACUAGAUGCGAUGAACUUAGGCUAUUGCACCAACUUGCCGCCCUCGAAGGUUGUAGUGAUUCAUGCCGACUCAACCACAGAAGCGAGUUCUAAGAAAGUGCUGAGUCCUCAUGUAGUCAGAGGAAAAGGUAGACCUCCAUCUCUUAGAAAGAAAUCAAUGAUUGAGAAAGUGAAACCCACGACGAAGAAGGCUAGUCGUGGAGGAAAGCGUAAACAGCCACAUGGAAUAGGAGGCGAAGUUGUUGGAACGUGCAGGAAUUUAUUUGGCCAAACAGUUGUUGGAACACAACAAACUGUCCCAGUUGAGCCAAUACAAAACACUACCGAAGUGUUAAAUGUUAGUGCCACCGAGUUUGGCUUUGCAGUGAAUGAGACUCAAGAAAGUAUCUUGCUUGGGAUGGAUGGAACCCAACCGGGUAGCUUGCGUGAGACACAACCGUCACAAUGAGCCACUUUAUGGGGAAGAGUACUGUACAGCAGAACGAAGGGGAGUCAACCCAAAUCCGACCACCAUAUAAUGAUGUAUUGCAACAUUAGUUUUGAAGGAUAAGGGCUAAGCUACGCAGAUGGUGAUGGUGUAUUUUUUUUUUAUGGGUUGUGUAUAAUUACAUUAGUGGAGGUGUUGUAAUUAUUUUUUGCUGGUUGGAAGUACACAUGUAAUGAUUUUUUGAUGGGUAGUGUAUAGCAACAUUAGUGAAGUUGUUGUAAUUAUUACUUGAUGUUGGAAGUAGGCAUGUUAUGAUUUUUCAUUUGGGUAGUGUAUAGCAACA
This is a messenger RNA of Carya illinoinensis, 1095 nucleotides long. RefSeq lists its product as uncharacterized. The transcript is spliced from 5 exons. The coding region runs from base 75 to 773 and encodes 232 amino acids. The record is from RefSeq and is a predicted model, not a curated record. NCBI's taxonomy places the organism in Eukaryota, Viridiplantae, Streptophyta, Magnoliopsida, Fagales, Juglandaceae.